AUGAAGAACUCAACGAGUACAGAGGUGCCAGUUGCCAGACGUGCUGAUUCCUGGGAUCUUCAUCAGAAGAGAUCAAAACGCAAGCGCUAUAAGAACAAAAAGGAUAGACAGAACUAUGAAACUUACGAACCCGCUGUCAAGGAUUGGGAGUCAACAUUCGUAGAGAUGCCAAAAGACCUGUACCAGGCGCAUCUCAGACCUGGAGUGAUAUUCAGGAUACAUAUGGCCGAGGCUAUACUUAAAAUGCAAUAUAGAAAUUACGGUGAAGACAAGGACGAAUCUGUGAUAGAGGCUGACGUGGAAUACCUUCGUCUGACGAGGAAGGUGAUCAACGAUGAGAUCACCAAGUUCGAGGACCUGAAAUGGCUGGUGGGCUGGUUCAGUAACCGUAGCGAUCUCAUACAGGAGCAUAUGUGUAACACAAGAUAUUACACUGUCGGCAUUCCGCCGACAAUGUUCACACAUCCGGAGGAAUACAUGAAGCGAGCGUGUCUGUUUGAUAACGUGUAUUUAGACCACAUCCCCUACGUGGUAGGGGAAGAUGGGUCGCUGAUGGCUGCUGUGGCACCCCCCGUGCUGCACUGUGACGCGGCUACCUGUACUUCUGUACCGUUCAUUGAUAGCAUGAUGUUCGAGGAGAAGCUGGCACGAAGCAAUGUGCGUACAGUGACGCGCUGUCAGGCGAGCUGCCGAGCGCAUUGCCGCAACGACGCGGACUGUCUCAAACGUUGCAGCGACAGAUGCUUCCGAGCUGACUAAA
This is a messenger RNA of Papilio machaon (common yellow swallowtail), 760 nucleotides long. RefSeq lists its product as uncharacterized. The transcript is spliced from 5 exons. The record is from RefSeq and is a predicted model, not a curated record. NCBI's taxonomy places the organism in Eukaryota, Metazoa, Arthropoda, Insecta, Lepidoptera, Papilionidae. Bases 1 to 759 code for a protein of 252 amino acids.